This is a messenger RNA of Suillus discolor, 783 nucleotides long. RefSeq lists its product as uncharacterized. The transcript has 2 exons. Gene Ontology annotation, cellular component: RNA polymerase II, core complex. The coding region runs from base 1 to 783 and encodes 260 amino acids. Lineage: Eukaryota; Fungi; Basidiomycota; Agaricomycetes; Boletales; Suillaceae. Gene Ontology annotation, molecular function: DNA binding. The record is from RefSeq and is a predicted model, not a curated record. Gene Ontology annotation, biological process: DNA-templated transcription.
AUGUCUGUCUGUGUCGGGCAGCAAAGUGUUGAAGGUCGUCGAAUCCCAUUCGGGUUCCGUCAUCGUACUCUUCCCCAUUUCACCAAGGACGACUUCAGCCUGGAGGCAUGUGGCUUCGUCAAGAACUCAUAUCUACGAGGGUUGACGCCGCAGGAGUUUUUCUUCCAUGCCAUGGCUGGAAGAGAAGGUCUUAUUGAUAUGGCCGUCAAGAAGGCAGAGACUGGUCGUCUCGUCAAGGCAUUGGAGGACGUGAUGGUACACUAUGAUGGCACUGUUCGCAACUCGCUUGGAGACCUCAUCCAGUUCGUGUAUGGUGAAGACGGUAUGGACGGUGCGUUCAUCGAACGUCAGAAGAUUGAGACGUUUGGCCUUGACAAUGAAGCCUUUGAGCACAACUAUCGCGUUGAUGUCACGGAUGGCAAGAAUGGAUUCUUGCCUAAUACCCUCCAGAUUGGCGUUGAUGAUAGCUCUCUGGAGCUGCAGAUGAAGUUGGACGAAGAAUACAACGAGCUUUUGAACGACCGCCGUCUUCUACGACAAUUCAUAUUUCCCCAGGCAGACGGCCUUAAUCCUCACUAUUAUACACUUGUACAAAACUCACUCUACGCUCAAGCCACACGUUCUGUCUCGAUUCCUGCUCAAAUGAUAGGUAAGUUCUCAUCAAAUUCGAGAUGUACUCGCACUCACCAUGGUCUACAGUCACUCGAGGCUCGAGCAACGCGCUCUGUUUCGAUUCCUUCAAAAACGGCCCCCCGCCCUCUUCAAGAACUUGAAGCACAAUAA